AGAUAAAAGAGAAGCGAGAGAAGAGAGAAGAGAGAAGAGAGAAGAGCGAGAAGAGAGAUCGGAGAUGGCGGACCAGGAGGCGAGAGGGGAGGAAUUUGAGAAGAAGGCGGAGAAGAAGCUCACGGGAUGGGGCUUCUUCGGAUCCAAGUUUGAGGAUGCCGCCGAUCUCUUUGACAAGGCGGCGAACUGCUUCAAGCUCGCUAAGAACUGGGAGAGAGCUGCUUCAGCAUACAAAAAACUAGCUAACUGUCAUUUAAAGUUAGAAAGCAAGCAUGAGGCUGCCUCAGCUUAUGUUGAUGCAGCAAAUUGUUACAAAAAGAUUUCAGCUCAAGAUGCGGCUGAGUCCUUAAACCAGGCUGUCAAUCUUUUCUUGGAGAUAGGUAGAUUGAACAUGGCUGCAAGAUACUGCAAGGAACUAGGUGAGAUAUAUGAACAAGAACAGAGCUUUGACAAGGCUAUUGACUAUUUUGAGCGGGCUGCGGAUUUGUUUCAAAGUGAAGAAGUAACAACCUCUGCAAAUCAAUGCAAGCAAAAAGUUGCACAAUUUGCUGCUCAGCUGGAACAAUAUCCAAAGGCUAUUGAGAUAUUUGAAGCCAUAGCACGGCAUUCUAUGAAUAACAAUCUACUGAAGUACAGUGUCAAGGGGCUUCUCCUUAAUGCAGGAAUUUGUCAACUUUGUAGAGGUGAUGUGGUGGCAAUAACUAACGCCCUUGAGAAGUAUCAGGAUCUCGAUCCAUCCUUUUCAGGUUCACGGGAAUGCAAGCUUUUAGCUGAUCUAGCUGCAUCCAUGGAUGAGGAAGAUGUUGGGAAGUUCACUGAUGCUAUCAAGGAAUUUGAUAGCAUGACCCGGCUGGACCCUUGGAAAACAACUCUUCUUCUCCGGGCAAAGAAUGUUCUAAAAGCAAAGGAAGAAGAAGAAGAUGAUCUGACAUAAGGUUUGCUAGUUGUUUGUAUCACAGGUUCCUUGCCAACUACCUGAUGAUGUAAUUAACAUAACAAUAUGGGAUUUGUCAUGUGUUUUGAGAGUUGUUUGCACAGUUGGCCCCUUGUGAACUCUCUCUUAUUCUCUUCACCGCCAGUGGUCAAUGUUUGUUUGCUCAAUAAGUGUUUGGUGUUUUUCAUUUGAUUUAUGGAUAUGUUUCUCUUUUUUAUAAUGAUUGUCAUGCCGAUUUGGAUUUUA
Dioscorea cayenensis subsp. rotundata (Guinea yam) is the source of this 1180-nucleotide messenger RNA. RefSeq names its product alpha-soluble NSF attachment protein 2. Gene Ontology annotation, molecular function: syntaxin binding; soluble NSF attachment protein activity. Gene Ontology annotation, cellular component: SNARE complex; vacuolar membrane. The transcript has 9 exons. NCBI's taxonomy places the organism in Eukaryota, Viridiplantae, Streptophyta, Magnoliopsida, Dioscoreales, Dioscoreaceae. Bases 65 to 934 code for a protein of 289 amino acids. Gene Ontology annotation, biological process: SNARE complex disassembly; intracellular protein transport. The record is from RefSeq and is a predicted model, not a curated record.